AUGCUGCGUCGCCAGCUGUCGCCAGCCUCACUAUGGCCUAGAAGCCCCGUAUGCCUAUUCUGCGCUGCCCGCAGCCAGAUACAUCCGCUGCAACGCCAAACAAUUCGAUUCAAGUCUGAAGGCGCUGUCAAAAUCAAGAAGCAUGUUGUCAAAAACCGGAAGCAGAAGGCGGCUACUCAAGGGGGGGAGGUAGACGAAGAGGACGGAUCACAAUCGAUCAAGGAUGCCCUUCUUGGUGGCAAGAAGAAGAGAAAGAAGAGAAAGGGCGAAGAACAGGACUUUAUCCCAAUCAGCACCCUAUACCCCUCUGACCUCAAAUUCGAGGCCGUCGACGUCGCCAGGCCGCCUGUUCCCAUGUUGUCCUAUGGGCUCGACCGCGUUCUGUUCAACCCCGGUGUAUAUCGCCUACAGGACCCACGCUCGCGAGUGUACAACUUUGAUCCAUACCUCGAGAAAAUCAUGCCGGCGAAUGAGUUUGAUUUUGACGCCUUGAGCGAGUACAAGACCUCUUCCAAGGACAAAGAUCUGCUGGCCUUGACAAAGCGAAUUGGCACAAAGUUCACCGGCUCUACAUCCAGCAUGUCAAGUAUGCUUCAGCACUUUCAUUAUAUCCUCUCCAACUUCCGCAAGCUCAAUCACGGCAUGCUCUCUCGCCAGUUUCCGGAACCUUCACCCAAGUUUUCCAGGAUCACACUUGGUCCCAGUGCCGUCUUCCUCCGGCACAAGGAUGGCACCUAUGCGAUAGACGCCGACAAGUCUUACGAUAAUCCCAACAUCAUGAGCUGGCUGGGUCACUCGCUGGAAAAGCUCCUCACAACCGAGCGCAGCGAGUUUGAGAAAUUCCGAAAGUCAAGCCCGGACAAGGCACCUGCUGAGGAGAAUGCCAGUCGUUGCUACCAUUAUUCGAAACAAGGUAACAUCAUGAUGCGCUCACAAUUAGACGCAAUUGACCCGCGAUUACCCGGAACUGGAGUCUUCGACUUGAAGACGCGAGCGGUUGUUUCGAUCCGCAUGAAUCACAAGGAUUACGAAGAAGGUGCUGGUUACCAACUUCGUCACAGUCUAGGCGAGUGGGAGUCGUUUGAGCGCGAGUUCUACGACAUGACGCGCGCGACCAUGCUUAAAUACUCUCUGCAAGUGCGCAUGGGGCGCAUGGACGGUAUUUUCCUUGCUUAUCAUAACAUCGAGCGCAUCUUCGGCUUCCAGUACUUGAGCCUCUCGGACAUGGACGCUGUCCUCCACGGCCAACAUGAUACAACUCUGGGAGACCAGGAGUUCAAGCUUUCUCUAAGUUUAGUUGAUGAACUUCUUGUCAAGGCCACUGAAAAGUUCCCCGAUACAUCUAUCCGGUUACACUUUGAGGCCCGCGAAGGCAAGACGCCCUUCAUGUAUGUCUUCGCCGAACCUGUCACCGAAGAACAAGCAGAAGAGAUCCAGAAUGCUGGGGAGGCAGCUCAGAAAGAGUUCGCACGGAAUGUAGUUGGUGUAGGAAAGGAUGAUCCUGAAACCCAAGCAGCUUGGCAGGAAGCUCAAGAUGACGUCGAUGAACAGAUCGAUGUUGACCAGAACCCUAAAGAAGUCGCUGAGCAAGAAGACGAGCCUUUGACUAGUUCCGGAGAGUCUGCCGAAGAGACUGCCGAGGAGACAGAGACUCUCACCGAAGACAUCGUGGAGCCCCCAUCAACACCUCAGGGCCCCUUGAUGGGCUGGACGCUGACUGUCCGCAAUCUGGUCAACGGAGGCUAUGUUGAAAGACCAGAGCAGCUCAACGAAUUCGAUGAUUGGAAGAUGGAGUACCAUAUCAAAGAGAUACCUGAAGAGACCCGAUGGAAGCUGUACAACGCGCUCAAGGCGCGAAGGCAUCAACUUAUUGGACAAGAUGAGGAACAAGUCGAUAAGGGCCUCAAACACUACCGCGAUUUAAUUCAACGCUAUAGCAACCGCGGACGUCAAUGGAGAGAAGAGCAAGACAGGCUUAACGCCGCAAAGGGUGUGCAGCUCUUCCGACCACUUGGCCCGGGCUCAGACGCCAUUGCUUCGCAUCAUGAAACUACACUGGAGAACGAUCGUACCGAGGAGCCUUACAGUGAGGAGUCCAAGCCGGACGAAUCACUCUCGAAGGAGAAGAAAGAGGAAGUGCUGCAUGGCUUGCCAUCAGUGCCAUCGUAG
This is a messenger RNA of Alternaria atra, 2169 nucleotides long. RefSeq lists its product as uncharacterized. Gene Ontology annotation, cellular component: mitochondrion; mitochondrial envelope. NCBI's taxonomy places the organism in Eukaryota, Fungi, Ascomycota, Dothideomycetes, Pleosporales, Pleosporaceae. The record is from RefSeq and is a predicted model, not a curated record. Bases 1 to 2169 code for a protein of 722 amino acids. Gene Ontology annotation, biological process: mitochondrial RNA 5'-end processing. The transcript has 2 exons.